Coturnix japonica (Japanese quail) is the source of this 5749-nucleotide messenger RNA. It is a transcript of the gene RNF32, whose product is annotated as ring finger protein 32. Lineage: Eukaryota; Metazoa; Chordata; Aves; Galliformes; Phasianidae. Gene Ontology annotation, molecular function: protein binding. The record is from RefSeq and is a predicted model, not a curated record.
AGGCCUUUCGUUGCCAGGCAUUUCUGGCACCGUUUCUGUUCCUAGAGCCAACUGACUUUUGUAGACCUGUCUGGGGAUGAUCGAUGGAGCAUCAUCAUUUUUACAAGGGCCUCGCCUCCGAACGAGAGGGGAUAGCAGUUUCUGCAGUUGCUUUGCAGGAUCAUAUAAUACACAAUCAUCAGCUCCAAGAUCUUUCCUUAGCAGAUCCUCUUAAGUCAAGGUCAAGGAACAUCAGGAACAUUUACAGACCUGUGAAGAAAGAGAUGGUCAAAGCAGUGGUAGAUACUGGGCUACAAAAAAAGAGAGCUCAACAGAAGAAUAAAGAAGAUGCAGAAAAGGAGUAUGUUCUUGAUCCCAAUCCUCCACGGCUAACGUUAGCUCAGAAAUUAGGACUAGUUGAGCCCCCAUCCCUGCCGCUGACUGCUGAAGAAUGGGCGAAAAUAAAGCAGAGAUCCAUUCAGCAUGGAGACUCCAUCCAGCCCUGCGCAAUAUGCAGGGAAGAGUUUGCACUUCAGCCUCAGGUGUUGCUUUCCUGUUCCCAUGUAUUCCAUAAAGCAUGCCUGAAAGCCUUUGAAAAAUUUACAGGCAAAAAGUCUUGUCCAAUGUGCAGGAAAAAUCAGUAUCAGACCAGAGUGAUACAUGACGGGGCCCGCUUGUAUAAAAUAAAGUGUGCCACCAGAAUUCAGGCCUCCUGGAGGGGAUACGUUGUUAGAAAAUGGUAUAAAAACUUGAGAAAAACUGUCCCUCCUAAAGACACCAAACUAAGAAAACAGUUUUUUGAGGAAAAGGUUCAACAGAUCAGCAAUCGGCUGCUGAGUUCUUACGACAUAAACCUAGAUGAUUUUCUUUCCAAGAUAGACUUUUCUAUAGCUGCUUGUCGGGAUGCAUUUCAGCAGCUGGAAGGAAAAGAAAUACUCCUCAGUGAAGAUGACUGGGAGAGGAUCCAGAUGCAGGCAUUUCGGCUGGAGAUAGCUGACUGUCCUAUCUGUAUCAUGCCGCUCAGCCCUACUGCUCAACCUGCCUGUGUUUUUUCUGGUACCAGCAAUCCGUUUUCACGACAGAUUGUUCUGCUUUCUUGUUCACAUUUGUUUCACCAUACCUGUCUUGAAGCGUUUGAAGAGUUAUCCUUGGGAGUGCAACAUAUCUGCCCUUUGUGCCGCUCAUAUUAUCAAAAGAAGAUCCUCAGGUGUUGAUACCCACAGCUCAGUGAAGUACCUCCUAGCAGAACAGAGCUGACAACAAACGUGCAUUGUUCUAACUUGGGAACCUCUUAAGAUCCAGAUGUUUCAAGUAGUUGUUUUUAAUGUACAAUGGCAUUCACCUUGUCUUCGGAGAAAUAAAAGAGUACUGUUGCUUUACUUUCAUAGUAAGUUUCACCUUUUGUGGCAUUUUUCAUCUCCCUCCCUCUGGCACUUUCACCUUCUCUCAUUUUCAUUUUAAAUAAAAACAUGGUUAUGACUUUUCAGCUGCACGUUGCCAAAACCAAUUCAGGUCACCACAUGCAACUUACGGGUCUGAGCACAACGACCAUCUCAUAGAAGCUACAGCAAAAGUAUCAUAAACGUAACAAGAAAGAUCAUUCUGCACAAAAAGGGAAUCGUUGAUUAACUAUUCAAAUGGAGAGCUUUCAAAUAAUGCUGACAAGAUCAGAUUGUGUCAAGCAUCAAGUAAGGCGGUCAUCGUAUUUCCAGGUACAUGCAUCUAAAGACUUGAGCAAGAAUAGACAAAUAUUCUGACAGGAAUUUCUUAGGCAAGAGUUGUUCUACAGAGGGCAGCAUCAAACUGCUGAGAGAACUGGAGAGAACUUCACCUGUUAAAGAGAAGACAAAGGGAAAUACAGCCUCUGAGCCUUGGAAAUGCUCAUGCAAGCAGAAGAGUUAUCUUGCUUACUGUGGACACUUGAGAACCAAAUUAAAGCUCAACACGUUGCAAGGGCCACUUACACUUCACAUUUAGGAAACCCUGGACAAUUAAACAAUGUAUUGUCAGACAGCACAGAAGUCACAGAUAUUCCUGGUAUUUAACCUGCAUCUGAGGGACUAACAGAUAUUUUUGAUCCUGUUCAGUUGAAUGGCUCAGAGGUCUGCAAGUCCUUUCCAAAUGUGCAAUGCUUGGACUUCUUUUAAAGACAACAAUGCUGAAGUCUCCAGUGCAACUGUUUCAAAGAGCUUAAGAACCGUCACAUUAUUAAUAUGUAAGAAUUGCACUUCAGCCAUACACCGUUAACAUCACACAACCAGGAUACCCUUCUAUGAACAAUCCUCGCUUGCUUGGAGCGCUGGAAUGAAUCACAUGCUUGUAAAACAGGGCUGGGCUGUCAUACCUCUGUGUGUACACGAUACGUGGUAUGUGAUGGAGAUCCACGUAAUUUACUUCAUGAGAACCUCAAAAAAAUACAUCAAAUGCAGGAAGGAUGGGAGGGAAUGCAACUGACAGAAACAUUGAGAAUGCUUGGAACGCCACAGAUCUUCCUCACUGCUUUAAAUAACAGAAUCAAAACCCCACUAUGAAUCACACUUUAUUGAAAACACAGUAAGAAAAAAAAAACCAAAAUCCUUCUUCCUACAAAACACUGAACGUAACAUUUUAAACAAUGGAAAAAAAAACUACAACCAUGGCCUUCCAAAAAAAAAAGAAGAGUCAACCUGACCACGGCAGCAAGAUUUACUUUCAUCAAGUUUUGUAACACAGCAAAGUAUCCACAACUGAGAACACUGUAAAACACGUUUCUGGAUGACCUAAAAUACUCUAAAAAGGGUAUGGAGGGGAGAAGGUGUUCAUACAGAAUAUUGUUCUGUUUGCUUUAGCAAAGAGUGUCAUUUUUCAGCCAUAUUUUACCUUGGUCCAACAUACAACCAUGUGAAAGAAAAGCUGUUGCUCAUGACUACAGACUCUACAAGGCCUUAAGUACAAACUGGACUGACAGUACAACUAAAUCCAUUCAGCAUCACUCGGGUUCACACACAGUUAAGAUUGUGCAAAUUUUCUUUUCAAUUUAGAAAAACUAAGACCAAUCUAAAUGAGUAACAGUACAGUGAAAAAACUGGAAGUCCAUGAGGGGAUGUACCCGCUGUCAUUCUUACACUGAGAGCAGUAGCAACACCAACAGGAGCACUAAUUCACUACUGUACUCUUAUGGAAACAUCAGCAGAGACCACCUGAAGGUGACCAGGUGUGAUGAAUGGCCAGCAGCACCCAGGUGCUCUCAUCUCCUUACAGGGGAUUUUAGAGGCAGUGCCUUCCAGAGUAAUCUACCUUAUUUUUUUUUUUUUUAAUCUAGGUAAUGUAGGAUUUGGUUCUCAGCCCAAGGAAGUAAAAGAAACCUACCCUCCUUUUGUGUACAUGUUCCUUUUAUGCAUGUUAAGAUUUCAGAUCCUUGACCCAAAUGUAUCCGUUUUCUGUCCGCUUAUUUUAGAGCAAUAGGACUCAGACCAAAUUAAACAAAAGUUCUUUGAAGUCAACCUCUAAAAAAGAAAAUGAAAAAAGGCUCCAAUUUGUUCUGUAAAACAAUAUAAAGCAAGAGUGGAAACAGCCACAAUGAUUUUGUGAAACCAAGUGUUUUGGCCCAAGCUGGGAAAACCUAUGUUAGGGGGAAAACAGGUCAUACAUCAGCUCAUUUCCUCCUUGGGCAUUUAAACACAUCCAUUACAGACACAACACGGGUACCGCCACCACGCUGCAUUCCUGCAUCGUCACUUACACAGAGGUCUGAAAUGUUCAUAUAUCAGCUUCUUCACAAGAACAGCCUUCUGCACGAUCUCACAUUGAUGGUACAAGGAACAAUCUUUCUUGCACUGAAAAGCAGGUAGGUUGCCUCGCAUUACUGGAAGUUAAAAGCAUGACUGAAGCAUUUCACUCCAAAUUCAGACCCGUUGGUAAAUUCUCAGAGUAGUCAAAAAGGACCGUUUUAAUGGAACCCAGUAUCAGAAAACAGAUAAUGUACAAAUGAAGGAAUAAACACUAACAUGUUUGUAACAGAAGAAAAUUGUUGCUGAAUUUCCGGUGGUGCACACCCUAUAUAAAAAGAUGUUAAUAACCAACAAUUAAGGCUAAGUUUAGCACAGUUUCAUAAGCACUUGAACUUCAUCAACUUAAGAAUUUAAAAUAAGGACUUUUUCUGAUGUUCAGUUCUAAAGAUCAAGUAGGAGAACGAUGGAAGAGCAAAGAGAUGGUCAGCAUAGAUGUGAGCUACAGUUUUCUCCCCAACUUUUCUGCUCCAGCUUCCUAAAACCAUUGUGCUCAGCAGGGAUUCCAGAAGUCACAUUCAGUCCAAUUUUCACACAAGACGCAAACUCCUUCCCAUGGUUUUGACUGCAGACUCUGAGAACAUCAAUCACAAGUGAUCCUAAAAUGCAGUAACUAGAAUUGUGUAGCAGAUGGACAACCCAUGGGCCAAUCUCCUCAUGCCUACAACAGAGGUGGAGCAUCACGGCUUCUUUGGGCAGUGUCAGAUUUUGCCUGAAGGACAAGCACUGGGGCAAGACAGGAAGAGGUGGCAGAGGUUAUGACCAGCUGCAGACAUCACCUGCACACCAGGUUGGUCUGGAAACCACAUCAAAGCAGGCCUGGGGACAGAGGUCUGCUUCAAUCGCUCUCUUGAUGAGUUGAAAAGCAAAAUUUUUUAACAUUCACAUGCUAUUAAUGCAACUAGAACAGACUGCUAGUUAACCAGUAGUGAUACAUUUAAGAGCACAAGAUAGUAGGCCCUGAAAAAUACAGGUGAGAAGAAUCAGGUAUAUUUGUAUCCUUAGAUAACCUUCAACACGAUUUCAAGUCAGCACUAAAAUGAAAAAAAUACUAACAGGAAGGGCACAGGGAGCUUACAGCCUUAGUUGAAGCAAUUAAAGGUUCACAGUUCUUAUAAACUUUUUAAUCAAACAAAACGAAGUUCAUUUCUUCUUAAAGAGGUUCCUAAAUUGGUCAUAGUGUGCUGUCCCUACUGAAAGGGCUUUAUCUACAGAAAGAAAUUUAAAAUUGACGUAUGCAUUAAAUAGUAGGAUUUAGCAGCACUCCUGCACUUGGCAUUCCCAGUUAAACAUGCUGCUCAAAUACAGAACGCAUAAACCUCAGCUACUGCGCACCGCCUGAGCCCACCAAGUUUCUGCUAGAGGAAGAAAAGAAGGGAGAAUAUAGGCCAUCCUUAAAAAAUGCAAAGAAAGUCACAUGGAUGGGGUUGCUCUUUGCUUUUUACCUUCAUCCUGUACAUUAGAGGGUAAAUUUCUUACAAAAAGGGCCAGCUUGUCCUUCCUAUGCAGCAGUGAGCCCAGCUGAGCUGCUGCGGAUAUGGGUGAGGAACAGGAAGGAUUGCUGCAGCUCUCCCAUGGCUGUCGCUCCUGGUGGCACACAUGUCACUUACAUCGAGGAGAACACGGCCCUCUGCAGGACUGCAUGCAUCCAUCCCACUCAACACAGGGCUGCACGAGCUCCUGCCCACACACACAGCUGCCCCUCAUGUGGCACUCGAGGCGGUACUUUGGAACCAGACAAGGAGAGAAACUUGUCAAACCCUUUAAUUUCUAUGGAGCAGUCAACAAGGGAAAAGACAGUGAAGGAGCAGGGCCAAAGAUGAACAUUGCAUUACAAAAAAUAAACAAAGCUUCCUACAAAUGCAAAAACUGUUACUAUACAGUAACCAAUACUGCUAUUUAUCAUUUUAAGGUGUUAAGUAUUGACAGUGUGCUUUACACUUAGAAGAAAUCCCACGAUAUUACAGCUCUGCCACUGCACUUAAUAUUGUGCUACCAACACA